Molecule: messenger RNA, 1134 nt
Organism: Mus pahari (shrew mouse)
Lineage: Eukaryota; Metazoa; Chordata; Mammalia; Rodentia; Muridae
Product: cytochrome P450 2C18-like
Exons: 6
Coding region: 25-1134 (369 amino acids)
Biological process (GO): xenobiotic metabolic process
Cellular component (GO): cytoplasm; intracellular membrane-bounded organelle
Molecular function (GO): heme binding; oxidoreductase activity, acting on paired donors, with incorporation or reduction of molecular oxygen, reduced flavin or flavoprotein as one donor, and incorporation of one atom of oxygen; iron ion binding
Source: RefSeq, a predicted model, not a curated record
AUAUCUUAAGAAGAGAAGGAAGCAAUGGCUCUAGGCGUGUUUCUGGGGCUUCUUCUAACAUGUCUGCUUCUCCUUUCACUAUGGAAGCAGAAUUCUCAGAGAAGAAACCUUCCUCCUGGUCCCACGCCUCUCCCCAUCAUUGGAAAUAUUCUUCAAUUAGAUCUUAAGAACAUCAGCAAAUCUCUGAGGAAUUUUUCAAAAGUCUAUGGCCCUGUGUUCACUCUUUACUUGGGCAGGAAUCCUGCUGUGGUGUUACAUGGAUAUGAAGCUGUGAAAGAAGCCUUCAUUGAUCAUGGGGAGGAGUUUGCUGGAAGAGGAAAAUUUCCAGUGUUUGAUAAGUAUAAGGAAAACUGUGGGGUUGUUUUCACCAGUGGAAGGACCUGGAAAGAGAUGAGACGCUUCUCACUUAUGACUCUGCGAAACUUUGGGAUGGGGAAGAGGAGCAUUGAGGAUCGAAUUCAAGAGGAGGCUCGCUGUCUUGUGAAUGAGUUGAGGAAAACCAAUGGUGUACCCUGUGAUCCCACCUUCAUCCUUGGCUGUGCUCCUUGCAACGUCAUCUGCUCCAUUGUUUUCCAGAAUCGUUUUGAUUAUAAAGAUCAGGAAUUCCUUACCUUCUUAGACAUGUUAAAUGAAAAUGUAGAGAUUCUGAGUUCCCCUUGGAUUCAGAUUUGCAAUAAUUUUCCUGCUAUCAUUGAUUAUCUACCAGGAAGUCACAGAAAAUUGCAUAAAAAUUUUGCCUUUGCAGAACAAUACUUUAUGGCAAAAGUAAAAGAGCAUCAAGAGUCACUGGAUAUUAACAAUCCUCGGGACUUUAUUGACUGUUUCCUGAUCAAAAUGGAGCAGGAAAAGCACAACCCAAAGACGGAGUUUACUUUUGAGAACUUGGUCUUCACAGCAUCUGAUCUGUUUGCUGCUGGGACUGAGACAACAAGCACAACCCUGAGGUACUCUCUGCUGCUCCUGCUCAAGCAUCCAGAAGUCAGAGGUAAGGACCCAGUUUUGAAGCAAAUGAGUUUCAAAGAGAAAUUAGAAGACACCCCUGGAGUCCUUCAUUUUGUUUGUCUAAGGGAAACCUCAGAAUUUAACCUUUUGUGGCACUACAAUCUGCUAUAUUUAUCAGUAGGACUGAAGUAA